This is a messenger RNA of Hibiscus syriacus, 535 nucleotides long. RefSeq lists its product as uncharacterized. Gene Ontology annotation, biological process: Golgi vesicle transport. Bases 80 to 520 code for a protein of 146 amino acids. Gene Ontology annotation, cellular component: membrane. Lineage: Eukaryota; Viridiplantae; Streptophyta; Magnoliopsida; Malvales; Malvaceae. The transcript is spliced from 3 exons. The record is from RefSeq and is a predicted model, not a curated record.
AAAUCCAUCGAUGGCUUUCUUUUUAUAAUUUCAUUUGGCGUUUGAAGCUGUUGAACGGUUGAAGAAGAAGAAGAAGAAGAUGGUUGCAAACAGUUUUGAUUUGUGGCAGAAAGAUGCCUUCUUUUCUGCAGCUGAAGAGGUUCAAGAAUCUGCUGAUAUAAUGGAAUCAGCAUAUAGGAUGUGGAUCAAAGAGAAGAGAAAAGGGCUAAAAACUGAAGAUUAUGCUCAACUUUGUAGAGAAUUGCAAACUGCUUUAGGCACUGCUAAAUGGCAGUUGGAAGAGUUCGAGAGAGCGACACGAUUGAGCCGCGGACAUCGUCGUAGCGAUGAUACUACAGCAACUAGGCACAACCAGUUUAUCGCCGCCGUCGAGAGUCAGAUUUUCCGUGUAGAAGCGGCAUUGAAAGAAUCAUUUUUCGAGGAGGGGAAGCAACCCCUCCGGUGGGUUAAUUUGGAUGAAGAAGAGUGUGAUGAUUUAGCGAUCUUCCUCUCUGGAACUUCGCCGACACUGCAAGUGUAGAUGCUCGAUUUGUCC